Messenger RNA from Cyprinus carpio (common carp), 1834 nucleotides. RefSeq lists its product as uncharacterized. The coding region runs from base 71 to 1444 and encodes 457 amino acids. Lineage: Eukaryota; Metazoa; Chordata; Actinopteri; Cypriniformes; Cyprinidae. The record is from RefSeq and is a predicted model, not a curated record. The transcript has 6 exons.
AGAAACUGUUUCUGUUUGUUCUGCAGGUGUGUUUGCUGCUGAUGAAGAUGAAGUGAAGUCAGUGUCAGUUAUGGAGGGAGAUUCUGUCACUCUAAACCCUGAUCCUGCUAAAAUACAGGGAUUUAUUCUGAUACUAUGGAGGUUUGGAGAUCCAGUCAUUGCUCAAAUCAAUGGAAAAGUGACCUUCUAUCCCAGUUACACUGAGAUAUUCAGAGGCAGACUGCAGCUGGAUCAGACUGGAUUUCUCACAAUCAACAACAUGAGAAUUAAACACUCUGGGCUUUAUAAAAUAGAGGUCCUCCAAAGAGCUGGGACUUCAAAUAUGAAAUUCACAGUUACUGUCUAUGAGUCACCAUCUGCUGUUGAUGCGGGUGUAACUGACAUGAAGCUCUUGUCAGUGAAGGAGGGAGAUCCUGUCAUUCUUCAGACUGAUGUUCCUCAACUAACCGGAGAUGAGCUGAUAGUGUGGAGGUUUGGAGAUGAAGGAAGACUCAUAGCUAAACAUGAUAUGGAGACCAAAAUCCCACCAUUAUAUGAUGAAACUGAUGAGAGAUUAAGAGACAGACUGCAACUGAAUCAUCAGACUGGAUCUCUGACCAUAACAAACACCAGAACCACAGACUCUGGACACUAUAAAGUGAAAAUCAGCAGCAACAAACAGACCUUAUACCAGAAAUACAUUGUUACUGUCAGUGAACCAGGUCUAUCUCCAGCUCCUGUAGCAGGGAUUGUUGUUGCAGGGAUUGUUGUUGUUGUUCUCCUGGUGGCUGCAGCAGCUACUGGUUUGAUUUACCAUCGCCAAACGAUCGCAGAAAUGCCGGAGGCAGUGUCAGGGGAGGAGGGAGAGGAUGUUGAGCUAAACACUGGUGUUACUAAAAUACAGACAAGUGAUCUGAUAGAGUGGAAGGGAAAUAAAGACAAUCUCAUUGCUCAAAUCAAAGGAGGGACUAUCACUUCAUAUGAGGAUGUUCUUCAUGGGAUAUUCAGAGACAGACUGAAGCUGGACAUGAAGACUGGAUCUCUGACCAUCACAAACCCCAGAAUUGAACAUACUGGACCCUACAAGUUACUGAUCAACGAGAAAUACAAGAAGAAAUUUAUUGUUUAUAUCAAAGGGAAGACACUGACAGUGAAGGAGAAUGGUUCUGUCACUCUAGAGACUAAAACUGAAAUACAGACCGGUGAUGAGAUACGGUGGAUGUUUGGAGAUAAAGAUACUCUCAUAGCUGAAAUCAAAGGAGAGACCAAAGAGAUGACUACACAUGAAGGUCCUGAUGGGAGAUUCAGAGACAGACUGGAGCUGGUUAAAGCGAAUGGAUCGCUGACCAUCAAAAACAUCACAGCUGAUCACGCUGGACUCUAUAAACUACUGAUUCUCAGCAGAGGAAGGACCUUGUGCAGUAAAUUCUUCACUUAUGUCGGAGAAUCCACAGAGAGUGAGUGAAUAAAUCAGCAACUGUAGUGAAGCUACUGAUGAAUGGAGAGAAUGUGGAUGGAGUGAAUAAGGAGGAGGGGAGGAGUUCACUUUAAUAACAUAAGACCUGCCCACCAGUGUCAAUCACUCUGACAUCAUCAGCAGCUACAACAGCAAUUAUAUAUUAUAAAUAUUAUAUAUUAUUAUAUUAUUUAGUUUUUUACAUAAUAAAUUACAUGUGUUAUCCAGUUUAAUUUAAAUAAUUAAAUUAAUCAGAUCUGGAUGUCAGAUUGUAUAUUCAACCCGAAUUUAUAGUGCCUUUGUAUUCAUGCUGAUGUAUGAAUGUGUUGUUUUAUUAAUUUUCACUAAAGCAUCUGCUUGAUGAAUAAAUAUUCAUGUAGGGUACUGAUAUGCCACUGA